Ramularia collo-cygni is the source of this 1974-nucleotide messenger RNA. RefSeq lists its product as uncharacterized. The transcript is spliced from 3 exons. The coding region runs from base 1 to 1974 and encodes 657 amino acids. The record is from RefSeq and is a predicted model, not a curated record. Lineage: Eukaryota; Fungi; Ascomycota; Dothideomycetes; Mycosphaerellales; Mycosphaerellaceae.
AUGAACAUGUCCGGCGCCAUCCACUCGCUCCGAGUAUCUUACGGACUUAUCUCACAAGCAGUUAUCGACCUGCCGCUGCCUGCUAGACACGCCAGCCAAGGCGAUGACAUUGUCCCUCUGCUUUUGUGCUCACGAACGGACGGCAGUCUUUCUCUGCUAUCCACAGAAGACGCAGACCAUUGCGAACAAAACGACAUCUCAAACACCAUCCUCGCGGAGCUUUUCCGAGAUCCUGCGCGACUUCGGACCAGAGUGGAGAACGUCAUUGUUGAAGCGCCUCCUCAACCUGUUGGCUACAACGACCUCAACACUUUCCCACUACCUCUGCACUGCUUUGUGCUGUUGACGGCCGGACUCGUCCUGGACUUUAAGAAAUACCACGUCAAAGUCGUCUUGUCUCACGGUACAAAGGCCGAGCCCAAAGCAGAAGCGGUCACGCCACCGGCGCUCAAGAUGGAAGAAGGUAGCGAGAGGUCUCAGCAGCGCGAGGCCGUCCAGGAGGACGAGGCCGACAAGGAAGAGGAGAACGCGAAGAUCUCGAUGAACCACGACGAGCUGAUACCAUCAAAGUCCGACCCGGUAUUGCAGCUACACGAGGAUAGCGAGACGGAGUCGGACGAGGACAUCGACGAAACGGUCAGGGCUGUGGAAGCGAUUUCUCCAUCAGCGCUCACGGCCAUGACUACCAUGAUUGAAGAUGCAGAGCGCAGCUUGUCAAAGCAAGAGGAAGAAUCUCAAGACGGCAUCUCGAGUUUCCUUCCAGCCAAGCAAACACCACAGAAGACAUAUGGCAAGUCGCGUAAAUGCGGCCCUAAACUCAAUCACGAUCACAGUACAGCCUCGACGAUUCCAGAAUCUGUUCAAAACAGCCCGACACGCGUAUCCACCUCUUUUGUGGUCACCGAGGCGGUAGCGAGGUCCUUGAGGAUGCCUUCUCUGCCCGUGGGUGAACAUGCCGACGUUGUCGCGCUGGAGGAAGAUGUCCAAAGUGGCGGUGCGACCGAAGAUAUGAGCAGUGACGGUGAUGAAGCAUCCAGGCCCGAGGCCACACCGAUGCCGGCUCUCAGAAAAAGACGAUUAGAAGCACAGAGAGAGCCUGGUGAGGAAGACGCAGACAUUCGCCUGUUCAAAGCGGCAAAGCAAGACGAAAGCUCCCUGGACGUGAUAGUCACGUCGGAGCCCAACAUCAAGAAGCUCAAGAAACCAUCGCGCCCAGCUACUCAAGCGAUCUCGCAGCCGACACGUGCUCAAAGUACGGGCAAGACUCCAGCGACACCAGCUCCGCCCUCAUCUUCAUCGAGAUUGUCAAGUGUCAAGGCACCUAAGAAGGUCCUGCUCUCCGGUAGUAGACUCAGCCCUGGUGAGAGAGGUUGGCUCAAGAGGCAAACUGCCAUUGUCGACGACGUACCUGGCCGCAAAGCAAAUUUUGUGUGCGUUGUUCGAGACACAGAUCUACCAGCCACUUUCAAAGUACUUCGUUCUCUGAUUGCAAACAAGCCAGUGGUCUCUGAUCAGUGGGUAACGGACUCGAAGGAAAAUUCGGAGCUUCUUGACCCUUCUGACUACCUACAUGCCGAUCUGCAAGGGAGUGAUAUCAAAUCGAACGACAGACGACUCAUCUGGAAGAGGAAGACGCUAUUCUUCACCACGUCUGCUGCCAAAAGCUACAAGGRAGAAUUCGAUGUUGUCAAACUCAUCGCCUUUGAAGCAGGCGCCGCGAUGGUGGAGCAUGGCGAUGCAAACAAAGGCGGCGAACUAAUGCCCGACAAGGCGAACACGAUCCUGUUCGGCACUGAUAUCACCAAAGAUCUUGAUGCACAAACACUCCUUGCCGAAUACGGCCGCACCGUAUAUGAUACGAAAUUGUUCUCCACCGCAAUCAUCAAAGCAGACUUUGACCCAGACUCUGAUGAAUUUCAGCUGGUGCUUCCAGGCGACGGCCUGACCAAGACGAAGCAGGGCCGAGGUAAAUGA